Molecule: messenger RNA, 498 nt
Organism: Geodia barretti
Lineage: Eukaryota; Metazoa; Porifera; Demospongiae; Tetractinellida; Geodiidae
Source: the annotation of a GenBank genome assembly
AUGCUUCUCCCGCUCUUCAUGGACGUCUUCUGGCUCAACCGGAUGUCCAAGUAUCUGGUGUUCGGCAUGCUCGGCAUCGCCAUCAGCAUGUCCUGGGGCUACGCCGGAAUCCUCAAUCUCGGUCAGGGCCUCUUCUUCGGCUUCGGCGCCUACAUGCUGGCGAUGUCGUUGAAGCUCGCGAGCCCGACGAGCCUGCAACAGGGAUCGGCGGACGAGCCGGUUCCCGACUUCAUGCUGUGGACGUCGGAACCGGGCGCGCCCAUCGACCUCUGCUGCAUCAACCAGGGUUCGUUCCUUUGGAUUCCCUUCAAGGAACAGUGGUUCGGCGUGGCCAUGGGGUUGGUCAUGCCCACCCUCAUCGCCUUCGUUCUGGGUUACGCGAUGUUCCGCGCCCGGAUUGCGGGUGUCUAUGUGGCGAUUCUAACGCUCGCCUUGUGCCUGCUGGUGCGCCUCCUUGUUAUCGACGCGCACCGCUCAUUAACGGUUUCAACGGACUGA